AUUUUCUUCUCUUCCUCGACACGAAAAAAAAAACUCACAUUUUUCUUCCCCUGUAUCUUUUAAUAACUUUCACCAAACCCUAACCCUAGAAUUCAAAACAAAAAUUAUCUCUGUGCAAGGCAUUAUCAGCCAGUCUCGAUGGACGCAGAGCAGAGCGCUCUCUACGAAACGGCGUCGCAGCCGGACACCGGAACAGACGCGUACACAUUCCUCGAAUUCAACACACAAGGCGAAUCCGACUUCGAUUAUCCCGAAUUCCGUUCUCCGAUAACAUCAGCGUGGCCGACACCUUCAGAUUCUCUCGCGGCGGCCGCCGCCGCCGCAGCAACCUCUUCUUCUGCGUUGGAUCCCAUAGCAUCCGCCGCACCAGCAUCGUCGUCGUCUUCUGAUCACCACCACUCCGCUGCUGAUUCUCCCUCAGCGGCGGCGGCAGCAGGCUCUUCCCCUGGGAAGGGGUUGAGGAGUGGCGUGGAAGGGAUAGUGAGCGGAAUGGGAGGGUUGAAUUUUGAGGAGACGGUGGGAGAUGAGGAGGUAGGAGGAGGAGGAGGGGAUUACACGGAGCAUGCUUGUAGGUAUUGUGGGGUUACGAAUCCUGCUUGUGUUGUUAGGUGUAAUGUUCCUUCUUGUAGGAAGUGGUUUUGUAAUUCUAGAGGCAAUACCUCCGGUUCCCACAUUGUUAAUCACCUGGUCCGUGCAAAACACAAAGAAGUCUGUCUCCAUAAAGACAGUCCUCUAGGAGAAACUAUACUUGAAUGUUAUAAUUGUGGAUGCAGAAAUGUGUUCCUUCUUGGAUUUAUAUCAGCCAAGACAGAAAGUGUCGUCGUUCUCCUUUGUAGGGAACCUUGCUUGAACGUGAACGCAUUGAAGGACAUGAACUGGGAUCUGAGCCAAUGGUGCCCCCUCAUUGACGAUAGGUGUUUUCUACAGUGGCUUGUUAAGGUACCUACUGAACAGGAGCAGCUGAGGGCACGUCAAAUUAGUGCUCAGCAAAUAAAUAAAGUAGAAGAACUUUGGAAAACAAAUCCUGAUGCCUCCCUAGAAGAUCUCGAGAAACCUGGCAUUGAUGAUGAGCCCCAUCCUGUAGCAUUGAAGUAUGAAGACGCAUACCAGUAUCAAAAUGUAUUUGCCCCGCUGAUUAAGCUUGAGGCUGAUUAUGACAAGAUGAUGAAAGAAUCACAAAGCAAGGAUAAUGUUACUAUUCGAUGGGACAUUGGCCUUAACAAGAAGCGGAUUGCAUAUUUUGUCUUUCCGAAGGAGGACAAUGAAUUGCGUCUUGUACCUGGUGAUGAGUUGCGGCUGCGUUAUUCUGGUGAUGCUGCCCAUCCAGCAUGGCAGUCAGUUGGGCAUGUGAUCAAAUUAACUGCACAAGAGGAAGUAGCACUUGAGCUUCGUGCUAGUCAGGGAGUUCCCGUAGAUAUAAACCAUGGCCUCAGUGUUGAUUUUGUGUGGAAAAGUACAAGCUUUGAUCGGAUGCAAGGGGCAAUGAAAACUUUUGCUGUUGAUGAAACAAGUGUCAGUGGUUACAUAUACCACCAUCUGCUGGGUCAUGAGGUUGAAAAUCAAAAUGUUCGCAAUGCUCUUCCACGGCGUUUUGGUGCCCCUGGUCUUCCAGAGCUGAAUGCAUCUCAGGUUUUUGCUGUAAAGAGUGUUCUUCAAAGACCUAUAAGCUUGAUUCAAGGACCGCCUGGCACUGGAAAAACUGUUACCUCUGCUGCCAUUGUUUAUCACAUGGCUAAGCAGGGUCAGGGACAGGUUUUGGUAUGUGCACCUAGUAAUGUGGCUGUAGACCAACUAGCUGAGAAGAUAAGUGCCACUGGCUUAAAGGUUGUUCGACUAUGUGCAAAGUCGAGGGAAGCUGUAAGUUCUCCUGUUGAGCAUCUAACCCUUCACUAUCAGGUUAGACAUCUUGACACUUCUGAAAAGAGCGAACUUCACAAGUUGCAACAAUUGAAAGAUGAACAAGGGGAGCUGUCCAGCAGUGAUGAGAAAAAGUACAAAGCACUGAAGCGAGCAACAGAGAGGGAGAUUUCGCAAAGUGCUGAUGUUAUUUGUUGUACUUGUGUUGGUGCUGGAGAUCCUCGUCUUGCAAAUUUUAGGUUCCGCCAGGUACUUAUUGAUGAGUCUACUCAGGCGACAGAACCUGAGUGUCUUAUUCCCUUAGUGCUUGGGGCAAAGCAGGUUGUCCUUGUUGGAGACCAUUGCCAGCUUGGUCCAGUCAUUAUGUGCAAGAAAGCUGCUCGUGCUGGGCUCGCGCAGUCUCUUUUUGAACGCCUUGUUUUACUUGGCGUCAAACCAAUUAGAUUGCAGGUUCAAUAUCGCAUGCAUCCGUGCCUUUCAGAAUUUCCAUCUAACAGCUUUUAUGAAGGCACACUGCAAAAUGGAGUGACUGUCAAUGAGAGGCAGUCAUCGGGAAUCGAUUUUCCUUGGCCUGUGCCUAAUCGUCCCAUGUUCUUUUAUGUUCAGAUGGGACAAGAGGAAAUAAGUGCCAGUGGAACAUCUUAUCUAAAUCGUACUGAGGCAGCUAAUGUUGAAAAAAUUGUGACUACUUUCUUGAGAAGUGGUGUGGUGCCUAGUCAGAUUGGAGUGAUUACCCCAUACGAGGGGCAGAGAGCAUAUAUUGUGAACUAUAUGUCAAGAAAUGGUGCUCUUAGACAGCAACUGUAUAAAGAAAUUGAGGUUGCAAGCGUUGAUUCCUUCCAAGGAAGGGAAAAAGAUUACAUUAUUUUGUCCUGUGUUAGGAGUAAUGAACAUCAGGGUAUUGGGUUUCUUAAUGAUCCACGGAGGCUCAAUGUUGCUCUUACACGUGCUAGAUAUGGCAUUGUUAUUUUGGGAAACCCUAAAGUUCUGAGCAAACAACCUCUGUGGAAUAGCCUUCUGACACACUACAAGGAACAUGAAUGCUUGGUUGAAGGUCCUUUAAAUAACUUGAAGCAGAGUAUGGUUCAAUUUCAGAAGCCCAAGAAGAUCUAUAAUGAUAGGAGACUCUUCUUUGGUGGUGGCCCUGGAAUUGUUCCUAAUGACAGUGCUUCAUCCAGCCCAAGCUCUGAUAGAAGAAGCUCUCGUGGCAGAGGUUCAUUCAUACCACCUGGGCCGCCCAACGGUACUCAUAAGCCUAAUGCUCAUCCUACUGGGUUCCCAAUGUCUCGAGUUCCCAUUCCUCCAUUUCAUGGUGGUCCACUAUCCCAACCAUAUGCCAUUCCUACUCGCGGAGCUGUGCACGGGCCUGUUGGCGCUGUUCCUCAUGUUCCUCCACCAGGAAGUCGGGGUUUUGGUGCGGGGCGUGGGAAUACUGGUGCUCCCAUUGGCAGUCAUCUUCCACACCAGCAAAACACGCAGCAAACUAUUGGAAAUAUGGGAUCCACAUUUAACUUUCCUGCUUUUGAGAAUCCAAAUAGCCAGCCAUCUGCGGGCGGUCCACUGUCUCAGCCUGGAUAUGUCAAUAAUAUGCCAGUCCAAGGUCCAAGUCAAUCAUUCCGUGAUGGAUUUUCUAUGGGAGGCAUGUCUCAGGAUUUCCUGGGUGAUGACUUUAAAAGCCAGGGCUCACACGUUCCUUAUAAUGUUGCAGACUUCUCCACUCAGGUUUCACAAAGUGGAUACGCAGUUGACUAUGUUACACAGGGAGGACAGGGUGGGUUCCCAGGCAACUUCAUUAAUCAGAAUUCUCAAGCUGGAUUUUCUCGUUUUGGUUCUGGAAAUGAUUUCAUGUCCCAGGACUACAUGACUCAUGGAUCACAGGGCCUGUUCACUCAGAUCAACUUCAGUGAUCCUUCACAAGAUGAUGUGUCACAAUCUCACUUUGGCAUAGCCAAUGCAAACCCUCUCCAAUCCCAGGGCUUGAUGAACUCUCUCUACUCUCAGCCCUUUGCGCACUAUAACACCCAGCCACUAAACUUGCAGUCUACGCAGCAGCCUCCGCAAGGUCAAGGUUCCCAAAACCAGAAAAUGCACUACAAUGGUUGAGGGGCACGGAAGUUUUUUUUGGCCUUGAUGGGUUAUAAUCUUUUUGCCUUCAGCAUCUUGGUUUGUGCUGUCAUGUGUGCUCAUGUGUCUGCAAAAAAUGCAGACAAGAGUUUACCGUCUUUUUGAGGUCAGUAUCGAUACUCUUCAGAGUUUUUAAAGAUGACCUUGGAUGAUAAAGAAUAAAGGUCACAAAUUGCCAGUGGAUAUGGUAAGGGGUGCAUGAGCAGACGGAGGCAGCACAUCCAAGACUGAGAAAGAAACAGAUAACCCCGAUUGCCUGCUUGAAAAUUGUGUUUUGAAAAUGGUUAUAAUUGUUCCGAAGGAGCAUUACAUGGCAUGGAUGGUUUUGUCGGAAAGGGUUCGGAUGUGAAGAUGUGGGGAUUUAUUCUAUUUAAUAUACAAGGAAACCCCAUUAUUUGUACACAGCGUGACGGGGAAAGCCACCUAACCCUUUCAGGCUUGUCCUGACAUGUAAUUAUACUCUUGUUAUAAUCGGUUUGAUAAUGACGAUUUGUUAGGAAUGUUUUAUACUGCAACAACCGACGUCUUAUAGUUGGAUGGAGUUGUUGCAAGUGUGAAGUUGAUUGGGUUCCUUUUGUUUAGUGGACAUACCAUUGUUUUUAGCGGAACUCAAAAGGUUGAGAGGAUUGUACAUAUAUAUUAUUAUGGUGAUGGUUUUGGUUUACUAGAUUUUAUUA
Molecule: messenger RNA, 4658 nt
Organism: Mercurialis annua (annual mercury)
Lineage: Eukaryota; Viridiplantae; Streptophyta; Magnoliopsida; Malpighiales; Euphorbiaceae
Product: regulator of nonsense transcripts 1 homolog
Exons: 29
Coding region: 139-3960 (1273 amino acids)
Biological process (GO): nuclear-transcribed mRNA catabolic process, nonsense-mediated decay
Cellular component (GO): cytoplasm
Molecular function (GO): zinc ion binding; DNA binding; RNA binding
Source: RefSeq, a predicted model, not a curated record